Messenger RNA from Microdochium trichocladiopsis, 186 nucleotides. Its product is annotated as putative mitochondrial F1F0 ATP synthase subunit Atp18. Bases 1 to 186 code for a protein of 61 amino acids. The transcript has 4 exons. Gene Ontology annotation, molecular function: proton transmembrane transporter activity. The record is from RefSeq and is a predicted model, not a curated record. NCBI's taxonomy places the organism in Eukaryota, Fungi, Ascomycota, Sordariomycetes, Xylariales, Microdochiaceae. Gene Ontology annotation, biological process: proton motive force-driven ATP synthesis.
AUGGCUUGGUUCGGCAUCACCCCUCUCAAGAAGUUCCCGACGCCCGUCUUGCGGCCUCUCGCUCCCUUCUUCGCUGCCGGUGCCAUCAUCUUCUACGGUGUCAACUCCGCCCAGAACGCCAUGAUGAAGUCCGACGAGUGGAAGAACGACCCUCGCAACCCCAACGCCAAGUCUGGCGGCCACUAA